CCCAACACACCGCCGAUCCAAAUAUCCAAACACCUCUCCUACCGGUCCUGUUAAUGUUGUUUAGCUGUUGUUUAGUCAGAAAGUGGAGCAGUGUAAAGUUAACUUGCGCUGCUUUAGACUUAAGAGCUGCAAAUGGGGGAGGUGAGGAAGCUGCAGAAGAAGUUGAGGCAGAUUGGGAAUCUGGAAAUAAAAAUCAGUCUUACCCCAGAGGAGAGAUUAAAGAUCUCAAGGAAGGCGGAGCUGCGUUCCAGAUUGGCUGAGCUUCAGCUGCAGCUUUCUGGCCCGCAGCAAACUCUGGGGAUUGUGGGAGACGGAAAAAAGGAGAAGAUGAAAAGACAAGUGGACGAUGCCCCUGAGGCCCUUCCAUCACAAACGCCUCCAGCCUCCAAGAUCCUUAAGGGAGAAGAGAAGUCCAAAGCUCGUGCAACGCCAGCGCCGGCUGCCAGGCAGAGGGACACAGAAGGGAGAGCAGAGAUAGGCAGACAGCGGGAAAGUAUAGAAUCCGCCAAGGUGUCAGAUCACUGCCGAGACGUGUCAGGAGGCUGUCCAGCCCGCACAGACUCUGACAAGGAGCAGCAACUGCGACAAGAAGAAGCCGAAUUUACAUCCCUCAAAGCAUCUUGGGAGAAGGCGAAGUUCCGCUUAAGGCUGUUGGAGGGUCACAAUGACAUAAUCACCUGUGUGGUUGCUGUUGACAACCUGGUGGUUUCUGGAAGCCGAGAUACCACAGUGAAGGUGUGGCAUGUUCCCACGGCAACAGAGCACAAGAACCUGGGGGGUCACACUGGUGGGGUCACCUGUCUAUCUGCCCCUCCCCCUGAGUACUGCAAGAGGCUGGCCUGGUCCCUGUCUUUGUCUGACAAGGAGAGGUUUAUUUUAAGCGGCUCUGCAGACUGCUAUGUGAAGAUCUGGGCCCUGAGCAUUGGGCAGUGUGUCAAGUCUAUCUACACGUUCAACGCUGUGACUGCUCUCUGUUUUGUGCCAGAGGGAGACGGCUACAUCAUCACUGGUUCAGACGGGGGGAAAGUUCAAGCCUGGAGCUGGCACACUUUCGAAAACUGCCAGUCAAUCAAUGCUCACCAGGAAGCAGUCACCUCCAUCCAGUCUCAGGGUCCGCUGGUGUUCAGCGGCUCGGCCGAGGGAGGGGUGUCUGUGUGGGAGAACCGGUGUUCGGAUCGAGACCCCCUGAGGCUGCUGCAUCACUGGAGCAGCCAGGUGACGGGCUGCGAAGGGGGGUCCGGUGGGCGUUUGACCCUCAGCCCCCGGGGCGACCGAGUGCUCCUGGCAUACGGUCGAGCCUGGCUCAAGAUCCUGCACUGGAGGACUGGAAUAAUGUCCAGACUGACCAAUCACAGCAGCAUCACCGGGGUAACAGAUUGUGUUCACCAGACGGCAGGCCUCCUAAUUGGUUCCUGCUAUGAUCUGGCGAAUGGAGAGAGCACGCUAAAUUUGUUCUCUCUGCCUCAGUGUCGAUACCUGGCAUCUCUGACCUGGCCGGAAGCUCCCAGAAUCCUCUGCUUUGCAGCGUGGACCACGGGGAGCGGAGACCACCGGUGGGUCACUGGAGGUCAUGACCUCAUCGUAUGGGAGCAGCUCCCCAGCUCUGGGAAGCAAAGGGGUGACGUCACGGUGAAGAGAGACAGUCGAUUGGACUCCUUGCUGGAGUCAGAGGGGGACACAGAAGAUGACGAGGAGACUGAUGAUUACGAGGAUGGCGAUGACGAAGAUGAAGGAAAAGACGGCCUGCCUGACAACACGAAGGAUGAGGGGUCCGACUCGUGGCUCCGCUGUGUUCUCCAGUGAGUGCUGGUUUCUCACGGACACCGCUGGGCUAAGGAGACUGUGGCCCGCAGCCAUGAAGAAGAGGAAAUGAGAGGGAGGGAGUGCAGUGACAGCAAAGGAGGGUGGUGGAGAGUGAAGUGUGACAGAGUGAGUGUCAGUGUCAGAGGGGGAGCAUAUGGAUGGAGAAUGUGUGUGUGCGUAUGAUAGACAGAUUGUUUUCUAUGUAAAUAGUAUUUUCACAUACAAUAAAGCUGUCACACUGUGACACUCACCUCCAAAAUUUG
Scomber japonicus (chub mackerel) is the source of this 2066-nucleotide messenger RNA. RefSeq lists its product as uncharacterized. Lineage: Eukaryota; Metazoa; Chordata; Actinopteri; Scombriformes; Scombridae. The record is from RefSeq and is a predicted model, not a curated record. The transcript is spliced from 13 exons. Gene Ontology annotation, molecular function: protein binding. The coding region runs from base 133 to 1803 and encodes 556 amino acids.